This is a messenger RNA of Parastagonospora nodorum SN15, 441 nucleotides long. RefSeq lists its product as hypothetical. Lineage: Eukaryota; Fungi; Ascomycota; Dothideomycetes; Pleosporales; Phaeosphaeriaceae. The transcript has a single exon. The record is from RefSeq and is a predicted model, not a curated record. Gene Ontology annotation, cellular component: anaphase-promoting complex. Gene Ontology annotation, biological process: positive regulation of mitotic metaphase/anaphase transition. The coding region runs from base 1 to 441 and encodes 146 amino acids.
AUGCACCACUCGCACCACGCCGACCUCCUUGAGUCCUUCACCAACCCCACCUCGUCACAGCUCGCGCCGGAAGACAUAUACAUUCCGCCGCACCUACAACCAGUCAAUCCCGAGGACGAGGAUGACGUCGUGCCUGACCAGCAUGCGGCUUUCGGCAUCCAGCGCGCAACACAGACAAGGAAGGAGCCUGCCUGGCGAGACUUGGGACUGGACGACCUGAUGCGCCGAGGCCCCGGUGAAGGGUCUGCAUCAUCCUCGACGGCAAGGACCAGCGGUGGUGCGGCCGUGAGCGCAGGUGGUGUCGCGGCGGCAAGGCAAGACGAGCCUGUUCUCUUGGCGCUGAGGAGACAGCCGGGUGCCAGAGGUCCUGGAGUGAGGCCCAGUGGGGGAGAGGUUCAGUCAACUGCCGGUGGCGGUGCUGGAAACGGACUUCCUCGAUGA